Mya arenaria is the source of this 528-nucleotide messenger RNA. RefSeq lists its product as uncharacterized. The record is from RefSeq and is a predicted model, not a curated record. Bases 1 to 528 code for a protein of 175 amino acids. Lineage: Eukaryota; Metazoa; Mollusca; Bivalvia; Myida; Myidae. The transcript has 8 exons.
AUGGGUGGGGGAAAGGACUGGGGGUAUAUUGCACGAUCAGGGAGGAUGGGUGGGGAAAGGGACGGGGAGGUAUACCAAUACGGAGGUGCCGGCGGAUAUGCUGGGCUUCUCGACCUCUUCUGGGCGUCAAAACGCAGACAAAAUCCCCUCAACGUCUGGUCUGGAGGACACGACGGCCUGGCUCUGGAAUACGCCAACCUCGAUCGGGGAGCCAUUUGUAACACCAAACACCGUGAAAAAAUGAUAAAGGGCCGAAUGAAACAACAUUCCAGUCAACAACAGGACGAUGAUGCUAAUACAGAUGGAUAUUCCGUAGCUGAAACAGACAGCCCCAGACGUAAAGCAGCCCAGGCGUACGAGGCUUUAUCCAAGACCACAGAUACAUCGUUUUACGAUGCUCUAAAAGCAGGAGACAAUGGAUUUGGUAGAGACAGCUCCAGCUGUAAAGCAGCACAGACGUACGAGGAAUUGUCAAUGAAAACAGAUACAUCGGUUUAUGAUGCUCUGAAAAAAGGAGAAAAUGGGUAA